GCCACUAUUUCACACGAGCCUCUCUUUUACUUACUUCUCACUCUCAUCUGCCCAGUGUCUCAGACACUAAGGACCCAAUCUGCGAUUCGGGUUGAACCCAUUUCGAGCGCUUCAGCUUUAGCCAUUUUGCGACUGUGUUCUGUAAGGAGCAGAACAUGGCACAGAUUUUGGCUCCCUCUACACAAUGGCAGAUGAGAAUCACAAAAAGUUCUGCCAAUGCAAGCCCCAUUUCAUCAAAAACGUGGAGUUCUUUACUGUUUAAACAAAAUAAGAAAGGUGCACCUACCAGCUCUUCUAAAUUCAGAGUGUUGGCAAUCAAGUCUGAAAAUGGUACUGUCAACAGGCUAGAGAAUCUGCUUAAUUUGGACACCACUCCAUUCACUGAUAAGAUUAUUGCGGAGUACAUUUGGGUUGGGGGGACCGGAAUUGAUGUGCGCAGCAAAUCAAGGACUAUACCAAAGCCUGUUGAACAUCCCUCUGAGCUCCCUAAGUGGAAUUAUGAUGGAUCUAGCACUGGACAAGCACCUGGCGAAGACAGUGAAGUAAUCCUAUAUCCUCAGGCAAUUUUCAAAGAUCCUUUCCGUGGUGGUAACCAUAUUUUGGUAAUUUGCGAUACAUACACCCCAGCAGGCGAGCCUAUCCCCACAAACAAGCGGCACCGAGCUGCUCAAGUCUUUAGUGACCCAAAGGUCAUAGCUGAAGUUCCAUGGUUUGGAAUAGAACAAGAGUACACUUUACUUCAAACAAAUGUAAACUGGCCCUUGGGUUGGCCUGUGGGAGGCUAUCCGGGUCCUCAGGGUCCCUAUUAUUGCGCUGCUGGGGCAGAUAAAUCAUAUGGUCGUGAUAUAUCAGACGCUCAUUAUAAGGCUUGCAUAUAUGCUGGAAUCAACAUCAGUGGUACCAAUGGGGAGGUUAUGCCUGGGCAGUGGGAGUUUCAAGUUGGUCCUAGUGUAGGUAUUGAUGCUGGUGAUCAUAUUUGGUGCGCAAGGUACAUCCUUGAGAGGAUCACUGAACAAGCUGGUGUUGUUCUCUCGCUUGAUCCAAAACCAAUACAGGGUGACUGGAAUGGCGCAGGAUGCCACACCAAUUACAGUACCAAGAGUAUGCGGGAAGAUGGAGGCUACGAGGUGAUAAAGAAGGCAAUUUUGAACUUAUCACUGCGUCACAGGGAUCACAUUAGUGCAUAUGGAGAAGGAAACGAGAGAAGGUUGACAGGAAAGCAUGAGACAGCCGACAUUAACACGUUUUCUUGGGGAGUGGCUAAUCGGGGUUGCUCAAUUCGCGUGGGAAGAGACACAGAGGCGAAAGGCAAAGGUUACUUGGAGGACCGGCGUCCAGCUUCAAACAUGGAUCCAUAUGUUGUGACAUCGUUACUGGCAGAAACUACAUUAUUGUGGGAACCAACACUGGAGGCUGAAGCUCUUGCAGCUCAGAAGUUAGCAUUAAAGGUCUAAGUCCAUUGGUUGAUGAUUUGAGUGGACUCAGUUUAGCUGAGAUUGGUUUGUUAAGUGCUGGAAAGUUCGUCAUUGUCAAUUUAAAUUUGUGCAGAAGGCGAUUUUGUCUGGACAAUAGAUGGGAAUAAAGUUUGUCAUCUUUGUUAUGUGUUGUCAGAUGAAAUCCCCGCUGGACUGGAAUUCUGAUUGAUUAUAUAUUUAAAUAUGUUCCCAGUAAUGUUUGCAUUCUUGGAUUGAAUUCUAAGGUAUUAUUAAUUCGAGAUUUUGUA
This is a messenger RNA of Neltuma alba, 1723 nucleotides long. RefSeq names its product glutamine synthetase leaf isozyme, chloroplastic. Gene Ontology annotation, cellular component: cytoplasm. NCBI's taxonomy places the organism in Eukaryota, Viridiplantae, Streptophyta, Magnoliopsida, Fabales, Fabaceae. Gene Ontology annotation, molecular function: glutamine synthetase activity. The transcript is spliced from 14 exons. The coding region runs from base 156 to 1454 and encodes 432 amino acids. The record is from RefSeq and is a predicted model, not a curated record.